CUGCCUCCUCCCUUUUAGGAGUCCUUCAGGGUCCAAGGUUACCCCCAGGUUGGGUAUAUAAAGUCCCGGAUGGGUAUUAGCAGGGCAUUCGCUCCUCUUCUGUACCACAGCAAUAAUGAAGGUCCUGCUGAUCGUGUCCCUCGGCCUGGUGGCCCUAGUGGCUGCUCGACCCUCCAACGACAUCAUCGACUUCGAGACUGACCACAUGGAGCACGAGCAGGAGGGCCAACCUGGAAGGGCCGUCGAGGGCGAGUACUCCUGGGUAGCGCCCGACGGCAACGAGUACGUCGUCAAGUACGUGGCUGACCACCUCGGCUACAGAGUCGUCGAGGACAACGUCCUGCCCGAAGUGGUCGAGGUCGUUCCAGUAGAAGACGCCGAAGAAGGGGAUGACGAAGAACCAGCGGUCAGGGCUAUUGAGGAGGAGGAGGAAGGAGAAGAGGGCGAGGAAGAGGAGGAGGAAGAGGGGGAGGAGUGAACCGGAUUAUAAAGCAGAGUUUAUAUCAUUAGAACUAUUUUUCUUAAAAUACAAUAAAGAAAUUUAUAUAUUAA
Molecule: messenger RNA, 552 nt
Organism: Macrobrachium nipponense
Lineage: Eukaryota; Metazoa; Arthropoda; Malacostraca; Decapoda; Palaemonidae
Product: larval cuticle protein 16/17-like
Exons: 2
Coding region: 116-478 (120 amino acids)
Cellular component (GO): chitin-based extracellular matrix
Molecular function (GO): structural constituent of chitin-based larval cuticle
Source: RefSeq, a predicted model, not a curated record